AUGCUCUGGGGACUCCCAGAAUAUCGGUAUGACAUCCUCCAGAAACUCUGCAUGUAUCUUAUCAAAUUUGGUCCUAUUCCCAAGCACGUAGCCAUUAUUAUGGAUGGCAACAGACGUUUUGCGACCAGCAGAAACAUGCAGUGCUCGUCUGGACAUACGGAGGGUUUUUCUAAACUGUCAGAGACUCUCCGUUGGUGUUACGACCUUGGAGUUGAAGAACUCUCAGUGUUCGCCUUCAGUGUUGAGAACUUCAACCGCUCUCAGGAGGAGAUAUCAUUCCUAUUUGACCUGGCUGCAGAAAAAGAUACGCUGUCUUCCAUGGGUGUUUGCGUUCGUAUAAUCGGUGACAUCACCAUGUUGCCCACCCGCAUUCAGCGAAUCGCCAGUGAAAUGAUGCUAAAAACCCGACACAACACAAGAUUAUUCCUAAAUAUUUGUAUGGCGUACGGUGGACAAAAUGAGCUGACAGAUGCUGCAGAACGCAUCCGGUUAGGAGUGCGUGAUAAAGUGAUUCAUCCCAGUGAUGUAAACCCGGAUCUUCUGUCUCAGUGUCUCUAUACGGGGCAUUCGCGACCACUGGACCUCUUCAUCCGAAGUUCCGGAGAAGUGCGUUUGAGCGAUUUCCUUGUGUGGCAAGCAGCACACAGCGGUGUAGUUCACAAAUUUGUGGAAAGCUACUGGCCCAACUUCACUCUCUGGGAUUUACUUGGAGCUAUUUUACACUAUCAACUGACACUUCUUCAAAUGUCCCGACUCAAUCCGUCUAGUCCAUAUCAAGCUACUGCUAGUUCUUCCGGCUCUACACAGCGUAGUGGCGUUGGAGACAAACACCGCACACUGCGAAUUCGACGUUUCUUGAGCCAGUUGGACCGUUCUCAUUGGGCGGAUUUGGAGAAGCGAAGUCUUUCAUUCCAAGCGCCCAGUAACACAGAGCCAAGAAUCAUACAACGAUCCGUUGGUGACUCUCUACUUAGCUGAUCCUUUCAUCUGCACAGAUUCCCGGUACAGCAAAAGAAUCAAUUUCUUCUAAGCGUGCGCAAAUUAAGCUUUUGUACUGUGAUCUUUUCUCAAGUCUAUGUGUUCCGGUUUACAAGAACUCAGAAUGAUGCUCGAUCACGUGUCCGAUACCUGUUUUUUUAUUGCUUAUUGAAGUCCUUCUGUAUGUUCUCCUGUUAGGACCCAAUUCCUUCAUUUCAUUUUGAAUCCCAAUGAAUGUGCAAAGUUGACUCCGUCUUGUGAGCAGAUUAUAU
This is a messenger RNA of Opisthorchis viverrini, 1250 nucleotides long. RefSeq lists its product as hypothetical. Gene Ontology annotation, cellular component: dehydrodolichyl diphosphate synthase complex; endoplasmic reticulum. Gene Ontology annotation, biological process: polyprenol biosynthetic process. The record is from RefSeq and is a predicted model, not a curated record. Gene Ontology annotation, molecular function: ditrans,polycis-polyprenyl diphosphate synthase [(2E,6E)-farnesyl diphosphate specific] activity. NCBI's taxonomy places the organism in Eukaryota, Metazoa, Platyhelminthes, Trematoda, Opisthorchiida, Opisthorchiidae. The transcript has 6 exons. The coding region runs from base 1 to 978 and encodes 325 amino acids.